AGCUUCCCUCUUGGCUCUUCCCCAAUUCCCACCGAAUCACCCAAAAAAAUCAAUCAAUGUUAAUUGUUUUCCGCUCGAGCGAUAUUUUGAUUUAAUCUUAUGUUAUCAAAAUCGUGAUCCGAACUUGGUGAGUAGGAAGGACAGAUCCGCUCCGAUCGACUUAACUUCGUUUUGGUACUCUUUAUAAAUUAUUUAUUUUAUUUUAUUAUUAUUUAUUUCUGACGCGUUCAACCUUGUUUGCAUGCGGCCUUAACUAACUCAUUGUCAUUACCAAAUCCAAUGUUGAAAAAAGUGAGAAGAAAAAUCAAAACCUUAAUCACCAAGAGUUUCAAAAAACCCAAGAAAAAUCCCUAUAAACCGCCACCCCCUCCUCCAUCUUCAUUUCCAUCACCACCCCCUCCUGGAGAAGAAGAACCCCAAACUAUGUCGCCACCACCGCAGCAAACUCUCAGGCCACCCGCCACCGCCGGCCCAUUCCUUUUCCCCCAAACCCAAUCCACCGUGCUCCCCGACCCUUCCAACUUCUUCUCCCCAAACCUCCUCUCCUCCCCUCUCCCCACCAACUCCUUCUUCCAAAACUUCGCCCUCAAAAACGGCGACCAACCCGAGUACUUCCACCCCUACGCCGUUAAAUCCUCCUCCGCCUCCCUAACCAUCUGCUACCCAUCUCGCUUCUCCACCUCCGCCUUCAUAUAUCAAGUCUUCAUCGCCGAUCUCGCCAUCUCCGCGGCCCAAAAGCCCGAUUCCCCACAACCCCACAAAAUCUCCUCCUUUAACGACCUCAGUAUCACAUUGGAUUUCCCCUCCUCCAACCUCCGCUUCUUCCUCGUCCGCGGCAGCCCAUUCAUCACCUGCUCUGUUUCCAACUCCACCUCUCUUUCAAUCUCCACCAUCCACGCAAUCCUCUCGUGUGAAUCAAACGGCUCAAAGACCAAAUACACCAUCAAGCUCAACAGCAACCAGACAUGGCUCGUAUACACUUCCUCCCCGAUCGAUUUGACCACCAGCGGCCUUUCACUGAUCACCUCCAAUGGGUUUUCUGGGAUUGUUCGGAUUGCGAUAUUGCCGGAUUCGAACCCGAAAUUCGAGGCCAGCCUUGACCGGUUCAGUUCUUGCUACCCGGUUUCCGGAGAAGCGGUUUUCACAAAGCCGUUUGUUUUGGAGUACAGAUGGGAGAAGAAGGGAUGGGGCGAUUUGCUUAUGCUUGCUCAUCCUCUGCACCUCCAGCUUCUCUCCGGCGAGGAUUCUCACGUCACUGUUUUGGAGGAUUUCAAGUUCAAGAGCAUUGAUGGGGACCUUGUUGGCGUUGUUGGCGAUUCGUGGGCGCUGAAACCCGACCCUGUUUCGAUCACCUGGCAUUCGAGUCAAGGAGUUAGGGAACAUUCGUAUGAGGAAAUUGUUUCUGCGCUUGUUAAAGAUGUUGGGGAUCUGAAUUCGAGUGGGAUAGCUACAACAUCUUCGUAUUUUUAUGCGAAAUUGAUCGCGAGGGCGGCGAGGCUGGCUUUGAUUGCUGAGGAGGUGGCUUAUUUGGAUGUGAUUCCGGCGAUUAGGAAGUUCUUGAAGGAAACGAUUGAGCCGUGGUUGGACGGAACUUUCCCGGGAAAUGGUUUCUUGUAUGAUAAGAUUUGGGGUGGCAUUGUCACGAAACAAGGGGCGACUGAUUCGGGUGCAGAUUUCGGGUUUGGUGUGUACAAUGAUCACCAUUAUCAUCUGGGCUACUUUGUUUAUGGGAUUUCAGUGCUUGCGAAAAUUGAUCCUGCUUGGGGGAUGAAGUAUCGGGCUAAAGCUUAUUCGCUCGCUUUUGAUUAUAUGACGGUAGGCAGGCGAUCGCAUUCACAUUAUCCACGCUUGAGGUGCUUUGAUUUUUACAAAUUGCACUCGUGGGCAGGCGGGUUAACUGAGUUUGCAGAUGGUCGUAAUCAGGAGAGCACAAGUGAGGCAGUGAAUGCCUACUAUUCAGCUGCAUUGUUGGGAUUAGCUUAUGGAGACACGCAUCUUGUGGCCACGGGAUCACUGCUUGCAGCUUUGGAGAUUCAGGCGGCGCAAAUGUGGUGGCACGUAAAAGAGGGAGGUAACAUGUAUGAGGAGGAUUUCACAAGGGAAAAUCGUGUGGUUGGAGUUUUAUGGAAUAACAAGAGGGACAGCGGACUUUGGUUCGCUCCCCCGGAGUGGAAAGAGUGCAGGCUUGGAAUUCAGUUGCUACCGCUACUGCCGAUCACUGAGGCCUUGUUUUCAGAUGUUGGCUUUGUUAAGGAUCUUGUGAAAUGGACACUACCGGCUUUGAGUAGGGAGGGAGUUGGGGAAGGAUGGAAAGGAUUUGUCUAUUCCUUGGAAGGGAUUUACGACAAAGAACACGCUUUGGGGAAGAUAAGGAAUUUGAAUGGUUACGAUGAUGGUAACUCGCUUACUAAUCUUCUGUGGUGGAUCCACAGCAGAGGAGAGGCAGGAGCGGUAUUCGGACUUGGACAUAACGUUUGUUGGUCUAGGCACUAUCAUUAAAUUUCGUUGCACUAUAAUUUACGAUUGUGAUUUCGUUCUCCGUUGUAUUUACUGUCAUGUUUUGAUUGACAUACACUUGUUCUUUCUACUGAAUUGCGAGCUUUCUAUCUAUUUUGAUCCGUUGUAUUUACCUGUUAUUGUUGAAACCAUCUGCUUUUCUGAAAUAUAUCACAUUUUAUA
Pyrus x bretschneideri (Chinese white pear) is the source of this 2679-nucleotide messenger RNA. Its product is annotated as probable endo-1,3(4)-beta-glucanase ARB_01444. Gene Ontology annotation, molecular function: endo-1,3(4)-beta-glucanase activity. The coding region runs from base 280 to 2499 and encodes 739 amino acids. NCBI's taxonomy places the organism in Eukaryota, Viridiplantae, Streptophyta, Magnoliopsida, Rosales, Rosaceae. The transcript has a single exon. The record is from RefSeq and is a predicted model, not a curated record.